This is a messenger RNA of Plasmodium falciparum 3D7, 1683 nucleotides long. It is a transcript of the gene PfD80, whose product is annotated as PRESAN domain-containing protein. Lineage: Eukaryota; Apicomplexa; Aconoidasida; Haemosporida; Plasmodiidae. The record is from RefSeq and is a predicted model, not a curated record.
AUGAAGAUAAUAAGCAACCUAGGAAGUAUGAACAUUACUCUCUUUCACUUAUGUUUCUUUGGAUUUCUUUUUGUAAUUUUAAAUUUUACUUUAGAUAAUUCCAAUUUUUCUAAUGGAGGAGAUAUUUUGUUGAAUAGAAAUUUGUCAGAGGAAAAAGCAGAGGAUGAUUAUAAAAAAUCUUCUAGCUGCUCCUCCUUAGCAUCAACAACAAAACGAUCACCAUCAACAGCAUCAACAUCAACAUCAUUAAGAUCAGCAUCAACAGCAUCAACAGCAUCAACAUUAAGAUCAGCAUCAACCGCAUCAACAGCAUCAACAGCAUCAACAGCAUCAACAGCAUCAACAGCAUCAACAGCAUCAACAGCAUCAACAGCAUCAGCAGCUUCAACAACACGAUCAGCAUCAGCAGCUUCAACAACACGAUCAGCAUCAGCAGCUUCAACAACACGAUCAGCAUCAGCAGCUUCAACAACACGAUCAGCAUCAACAGCUUCAACAGCACGAUCAGCAUCAACAGCAUCAACAGCAUCAGCAGCAUCAGCAGCUUCAACAACACGAUCAGCAUCAGCAGCUUCAACAACACGAUCAGCAUCAGCAGCUUCAACAACACGAUCAGCAUCAGCAGCUUCAACAACACGAUCAGCAUCAGCAGCUUCAACAGCAUCAACAGCAUCAACAGGUUCAACAUCAACAACACAAUCACCAUCAACAUCAACAUCAACAACACAAUCACCAUCAACAUCAACAUCAACAACACAAUCACCAUCAACAUCAACAUCAACAACACAAUCACCAUCAACAGGUUCAACAUCAGGUUCAACAACCCGAUUACCAUCAACCGGCUCAACAAUCCGAUUUCCAUCAACAGGCUCAUCAAGGUUGGAAGAUUAUGAGAAAGAAGGUAGUAACGUAGAUAUUACAGAGGAAGAAGAGAAAGAAGCAGAAUCAGUUGAUGAUAAUAAUAAAGAAGGAAAUGAAAGUGAUAAUAUAUAUUGUAUGCUUUGUAGUAGUAAUACUAGAGGAUUCGGUUGUGAUUGUAAAGAUGCUGCAAAUUAUAUAUUAAAGAAUUUAGAUUUGUAUGAUGAACAUGAAGCUAAAAAGCAUGCAUCAGAUAGAACAAAAACAUUUUCCAAAGAACUGUCAAAAUUAUUUAAAAAAUUGAGAACUAAAGAUCCUAAUAUGUUCAACAAGAACAAGAUUGUUUUUCAAGAUUUAUCAAAAAAACAUACAUGGGAUAAAUAUGAAUUACAUUUACCUGGUUUAGCACAUGGAAAAUAUAAUAAUGAAAGGGAUGUUGAAUUAAAUAAGAAAUUAAUUGAUUUAGAAGAUGGUUUUACAGAUACUCAAUAUAUACGUAAAUUAUAUUCUUUGAUUAAUGAAAAUGAAAAAGAAAAAUUUGAUGAUAUAAAAAGAAAGAUAUUAUGUUAUUGUGCAAGUAAAAAUAAAUCACUUCAUCGUACCCCUGAAGAAUCUGAACAAGCAUGGAAAUAUGUUCAAAAAUUAAUUAAAUUAUAUUAUAAUGAUUUUGAUAAGCAUUUUGAAAAAGUAUUUUUAAUAUGGUUAGCCUUAAGUGAAGGAUUUGAUGUUUUUGAAUAUAAGAUGCUUAUAGCAGCUAAUAGAUUAUUAUGGAGAAAAUUAUCUGACAAAGUUCAAGAAGAAUCUAAAGUCAUGAUACAAGAUUAA